GAAUGGGAGGCAAAUAAUAUACGGCAUGUAGAAGCAAUUGUUAAUAAUCUAGACUGUGUCUAUACUAUUCUCAAAGAUAUUGAAAAGGCAAAAGGUAAAAGAUUACAUACUACAACUUGGCAUGGAUCAAAACCUUGGACUUUGUAUCU
Molecule: messenger RNA, 149 nt
Organism: Scutellospora calospora
Lineage: Eukaryota; Fungi; Glomeromycota; Glomeromycetes; Diversisporales; Gigasporaceae
Source: the annotation of a GenBank genome assembly